ACAUUAACUAAAGUAAAGAAAGAAAAAUAUGAUUCUCUUAUUCUCGUUCCUUUAAUUAUGCUCACAAUCUAUCAACAUUUCCUUCUCUAUGCCCUCUUAAAUAUCCAACCCCACCCCACCACCAUUGUUGAGCACUAUCUCCCACUCAACAAAAUAAACAUUUCAGUGGAGUUCUUUUUAUGAAUGAACUUUGGUGUUUUGCAGGAGGAUGGAUAAUUUGUUUAAGUUCAAACAUAUUCUUUGUUUGAAUUUGAGGUUAGUGCUAAGGAAUCACCUCAUUAUUCUUUGCUUCUGCUUCCUACUUCUUUACAGUUAGGUAGCAAAAUUUAGCAAUUGAGGGAGUACCAUGAAUCUGAUUUGGUUUCUAUGCUUCCUGCUUGUCUACAUCGGUCAAAUUUCAAAUGGGGAUGCGAGUGCCGGCCCUGGUGUUAUCCGCGUUGGAGCUAUUUUCUCAUUUGGAAGUAUCAAUGGGAGGGUUUCAAGGAUUGCUAUGAAAGCAGCUGAGGAUGAUAUAAAUUCUGAUCCCGGUUUUCUUGGAGGAAGGAAAUUUUCUAUAACCAUGCAUGAUUCCAACUUCAGUGGAUUUCUCGGUAUUAUUGGCGCAUUACAGUUUAUGGAGACUGAUACGGUUGCUAUUCUUGGUCCACAAAAUGCUGUAAUGGCCCAUGUGCUAUCCCAUCUUGCAAAUGAGCUCCAUGUUCCACUAUUGUCAUUUACAGCUCUAGACCCCUCCCUGUCCCCUCUCCAAUAUCCCUACUUCGUUCAAACAGCUCCUAACGAUCUUUUUCAGAUGACUGCCAUUGCCGAGAUAGUUAGUUUCUAUGGUUGGACUGAGGUGAUUGCAAUUUACAGUGAUGAUGAUCAGAGUAGAAAUGGUGUAACAGCAUUAGGUGAUAAACUUGCAGAGAGACGCAGCAGAAUUUCCUAUAAAGCAGCACUCCCACCAGAUCCAGCAGCGAAACGAAGUCAAGUUCAAGAUGAAUUAAUUAAAAUUCUAGGGAUGGAAUCGCGAGUGAUUGUUUUGCAUACUUUCUCCAAAACUGGACUCUUGGUUUUUGAUGUGGCUCAAAGUCUUGGGAUGAUGGAGAAGGGGUUUGUGUGGAUAGCUACCACAUGGUUGUCCACCGUUUUAGAUUCAAGCUUAACACUUUCUCCCAAAGUUGCCAAUUCUAUUCAGGGUGUUCUCACAUUUCGCCCGCACACAAGAGACUCAAAAGGAAGAAAGGAUUUCGAAUCACGGUGGAACAAGCUGAGCAAUGGUUCUAUUGGGUUAAACCCAUAUGGUUUAUAUGCUUAUGAUACAGUUUGGAUGAUUGCUCAUGCACUGAAAUUGUUUUUUGAUCAAGGCAACACUAUUUCAUUUUCCAAUGAUUCGAACUUAAGUAAUCUAGGAGGUGGGAUUUUGAAUCUUGGAGCAUUAAGCAUUUUUGAUGGUGGAAGCAAGUUGCUGAGUAACAUAUUACAGACAAACAUGACAGGUUUAACAGGGCCUAUUCAGUUUAGUACAGACAGGUCUCCCUUGUAUCCUUCCUAUGAAGUAAUUAAUGUGAUUGAAAAUGGGUAUCAGCUGAUUGGAUACUGGUCUAAUUAUUCUGGGCUAUCGAUUGUGCCUCCAGAAACCCUUUAUGGAAAACCAGCUAACCGUUCAAGUUCCAGCCAACGUUUGCUCAGUACUGUUGUAUGGCCUGGAGGAGUAACAGUUAAGCCUCGUGGAUGGGUUUUUCCAAACAAUGGACGGUACUUAAGAAUUGGUGUUCCAAGCCGAGUUAGUUAUCGUGAUUUUGUGUCAAAAGUAAAUGGUACAGAUGAUGUUCGUGGAUAUUGCAUAGAUAUAUUCCUUGCUGCGAUAAAACUACUUCCUUAUGCAGUUCCAUAUAAGUUCAUUCCUUUCGGAGAUGAUCAUAAAAAUCCAAGCUACGCUGAACUUGUAAACCAGAUAACAGCAGGCAAGUUUGAUGCUGUUAUCGGAGACAUUGCAAUUGUCACAAACCGAACAAGGGCUGUGGAUUUCACACAGCCAUAUACAGAGUCUGGACUAGUGGUCGUAGCUCCAGUCAAAAAAUUGAAUUCAAAUGAGUGGGCGUUCUUGAGACCAUUUACUCCAUGGAUGUGGGUUGUUACGUCAACUUUUUUUCUUGUGGUGGGAGCUGUUGUGUGGAUCCUUGAACACAGAAUCAAUGAUGAGUUCCGGGGCCCACCUAAGAAGCAAAUUGUCACAGUUCUCUGGUUUAGCUUCUCAACUAUGUUUUUUGCUCAUAGAGAAAAUACAGUGAGCACGCUCGGUAGAGUGGUGCUAAUCAUAUGGCUUUUUGUUGUUUUGAUAAUCAACUCGAGCUAUACUGCAAGUCUGACAUCAAUACUGACUGUCCAGCAGUUAUCCUCACCCAUCAAAGGAAUUGAUUCUUUGGUCACUAGCAAUGAACGUAUUGGAUACCAAGUAGGGUCCUUUGCAGAGAAUUAUCUGAUUGAGGAACUCAACAUAGCUAAAACCAGACUUAUUGCUCUUGGCUCACCAGAAGAAUAUGCACGCGCCCUUAUAAAUGGAACUGUUGCUGCUGUGGUUGAUGAACGACCGUAUGUGGACCUCUUUCUUUCUGAAUAUUGUCAGUUCUCAAUCAGAGGCCAAGAGUUUACCAAGGGUGGAUGGGGAUUUGCAUUUCCAAGAGAUUCUCCUUUAGCCAUAGAUAUGUCAACUGCCAUUCUGACUCUCUCUGAAAAUGGCGAUCUUCAAAAGCUACAUAGUAAGUGGCUGGCAAGAAAAGUGUGCGGUUCUCAAAUCUCCGAGUCUGGAUCAGAACAGCUUCAGAUACAAAGCUUCUGGGGGCUUUUUCUCAUAUGUGGAGUUGCGUGUUUUCUUGCUCUGUUUAUUUACUUUUGCAUGAUGUUACGCCAGUUCAGCCGCUACUCUCCUGAGGUUUCAGAUCCUUCUAUCGGUGCCAGCUCUCGUUCUAGACGAAUCCAGACGUUUUUAUCAUUUGCUGAUGAUAAAGUGGAUGAUUGGAAGAGCAAAUUAAAGAGAAAACGCGACGAUGAGUUAUCAAAUGGUUACGCGAAGGAAGAUGAAUCAGUUGUUGGAUCUCAGAGAAUGUAUAUCUCAUGAUGCUUCGCUUCAUUAAUAGACACGACUGCUUAGUAUUGACAGUGUGUUACAGUCAGUUGCAGUUAGUUAUAGUUUUGAUGAUAUAACAGAGAGUUCAAUACAAGUUAGUUUUUAAUUAGCUGUCACUUCUGUUAUAGAUAUCCAAAAAUUAAGAUGUAUAAACAACAAAAGAAUCAUUGUAGCCGUUAUCGAAGAAUUAAUAAUACAAUUUAACUAGUACUA
This is a messenger RNA of Mercurialis annua (annual mercury), 3322 nucleotides long. RefSeq names its product glutamate receptor 3.2-like. The transcript has 7 exons. Gene Ontology annotation, cellular component: plasma membrane. Gene Ontology annotation, biological process: G protein-coupled receptor signaling pathway. Lineage: Eukaryota; Viridiplantae; Streptophyta; Magnoliopsida; Malpighiales; Euphorbiaceae. The record is from RefSeq and is a predicted model, not a curated record. Gene Ontology annotation, molecular function: glutamate-gated receptor activity; G protein-coupled receptor activity. Bases 347 to 3100 code for a protein of 917 amino acids.